Messenger RNA from Closterium sp. NIES-67, 390 nucleotides. The record is from the annotation of a GenBank genome assembly. Lineage: Eukaryota; Viridiplantae; Streptophyta; Zygnematophyceae; Desmidiales; Closteriaceae.
CAUUGACGUAUAGAUGGAGCUGAAGAAAGAGGGGGAAAAGGAAGGCGAGAAAGAAGAGAGGGUAAUUGCCUUCGCCAGCAAGAGCUACACCGCGACGGAGGCCAGUUAUAGUUCGUACGAAGGUGAAGCACUGGCGGCAGUAUGGGCAGUGCAGCAUUUCCGCAUGCAAGGAUUACGCUUCACACUCGUAACAGACCACCGGCCCCUGACGUGGCUGAUGAGGAACCAGACUCUGACCGGACGAAACGUGCGGUGGGCGAUGAGGUUACAGGAAUACGAGUCCGACAUAAAGCAUCGGCUAGGGAAGACCCUGCAGCACGUGGAUGGCUUAUCGAGGAACUCACCACGGAGAGCCACUGCGGGCUAAGGAAAUAGAGAGGUAGGGCACAG